Molecule: messenger RNA, 410 nt
Organism: Moneuplotes crassus
Lineage: Eukaryota; Ciliophora; Spirotrichea; Euplotida; Euplotidae
Source: the annotation of a GenBank genome assembly
AAAAUAGUUAACUUAUUACAAUUCAAAUGAAGGUAACAACUAAUAACUAAUGCAGGGAAAACCCAGUAAAUCCUGAUUAGAGUCAUUGAGCAUGUAGAGAGCAACCUCUAGUGUAAAACAUCUUUUGUGUCAUUACUGAUAAGGCAAGCUACCUCCGCACUUCUUUCACAUUUAGCUCUACUACAUCUUGAAUGGAAGCUAAAAAUCUCUUAAAAAUGAAUUAUAGCUACUAUUAUCAGAAGAAUAGAAGAAUGCCGAAGAAAGUAGUCAGAGCAGGCAUAAUAUCCAACCAGGCCUUGCCUCUGGCAACAAGACAGCUUGCUACUAAUCCUGAGACGCCUAGCCGCUGUAAAUGUGGCGUUAGUGUGAAAGCUCCUAGAAAUAUAGUGAACAUUAAACUUUUGACCUAA